Messenger RNA from Hemicordylus capensis (graceful crag lizard), 13178 nucleotides. RefSeq names its product myosin phosphatase Rho interacting protein (gene MPRIP). The record is from RefSeq and is a predicted model, not a curated record. Lineage: Eukaryota; Metazoa; Chordata; Lepidosauria; Squamata; Cordylidae. The transcript has 26 exons. Gene Ontology annotation, cellular component: actin cytoskeleton. Gene Ontology annotation, molecular function: actin filament binding. Gene Ontology annotation, biological process: actin filament organization. Bases 1216 to 8646 code for a protein of 2476 amino acids.
UCUCCUUGCAAACAUUUGCAGCCAAGGAGGGCAGCAGUGCAAGCGGCGGCUCGCUGGCCGCGCGUGCAAGCGCCCCCCCUGCAUGCGGGGAGCAAGGAGGACCCCAACGGAGGAGGAGAGAGAAGCGAGGAGGGGAGGGGAAGCCAAGCCGGCCCCCGAAGCGAGAGGGAGGAAUCAAGGCGUUUCCCUCCCCCCCCCACCCUCUCCAUGCUUGGAUGGGCGGCCUGAGAGCCGGAGGCGGCGGCGGCGGCGGCCGUGGCUGUAAGGAGACCCUUGGCAAGGGGAGGAGGAGGCGGCGCUCUGCUUGAUCCGGAGCGGUGCUGAGCCCGGGCAGGAUUGCGCCCGUUUUCCAGGCAGCGGCGCUGGCGGCGGGGGCAGUUGCGUUGGCUCUCUGGGCGGGCCCCAGCCCGUGGCGCUCCUGCCCUUCUCCGCCUCCCCGGGCUCCUCUCCCCCCCCCCCGGCCGCGAGCGAGCCGCCUUCCCAGCAAACACCAGACUCCUUAAUUGCUCUCUGGAUUAGCCUCCUUGCGGUGAUGAAGCGGCGUGGAUGGCAGGGCUCGCUCGCCUUCGCAAGGCCCGGCCGGCCCCUGUAAGGAGCAGCCCGCCGGAUCGGGGGCGCUUGCAUGAGAGCCUGCCGCGCGAGGACGACGCGGAGUAGGGAAGAGCCCCGAGCGGCGCUUCGGAGCGGGGUCCCUUCUGCCAGCUCGCUGGGCUGGCGGCUUCCCGUUUGGCCUCCGCCGGCCAGCCUGCCCGCCUUGACAGCUGUUCUUGGGUGUCUCUCCCUCGCGGCCUCGCUUCUUCGGGGUUUCGGAAGACCUCCUUGGCCUACGGUUAUCGUUCUUUAACGUCAGCAAGUCCCAGUCCGCUUGCUCAGCCUGCUCGAUUGCAUUGCACGCUUCAUUCCUUCCCCGUAUUUUUAUUCUCCAGUUUUGCCUUUUGGGAAUUUGGGAUGGUCUGCUUCGGUUUCUGGAUUCCUUCGGGUCGCUUGCAGAGAGGUUCCAGACCCGUGUCAGUCUCGAGUCCUGCUUUUUUAAAGGAUCCGUCUCUGAGGAUCGGCCCGUUUUAUAUAUAAAUCUCUAUUUAUACGAACAAGCAAGUCUGCAAAUAGUGUCCUCUGUGUGUGUGUUGGGGUAGUUCUGGUUUUUUUGUUUUUAAAAUAUUGAACUAAAGUUGGGAGAAAGCGCUGAUUUCCCACCCACCCUCCUUCUGGGCCGACAUGUCUGCUAAAGAUAAUCCUUGCAGGAAAUUUCAAGCUAACAUUUUUAACAAAAGCAAAUGUCAAAAUUGCUUUAAGCCUCGGGAGUCGCACCUGCUCAACGAUGAAGAUCUAAAUCAGGCCAAACCUAUUUAUGGAGGAUGGCUUUUGCUGGCACCAGAAGGCACGGAUUUCGACAACCCUGUGCAUCGCUCUCGGAAAUGGCAGCGCCGGUUCUUCAUCCUCUACGAACAUGGCCUCCUCCGCUACGCCUUGGACGAGAUGCCCACCACACUGCCACAGGGCACCAUCAACAUGAAUCAGUGCACCGACGUUGUGGAUGGGGAGAGCCGGACCGGGCAGAAGUUCUCCCUUUGCAUCUUGACCCCUGAAAAGGAACACUUUAUCCGAGCAGAGAACAAGGAGAUCAUCAGUGGGUGGCUGGAAAUGUUGGUUGUCUACCCGAGGACAAACAAGCAGAAUCAGAAGAAGAAGAGGAAGGUGGAGCCCCCAACACCGCAGGAGCCCGGCCCGGCCAAGAUGGCCGUGACCAGCAGCAACAUCCCCAGCGCUGAGAAAGUGCCAACUACCAAGUCCACCCUCUGGCAGGAAGAAAUGCGGAGCAAAGACCAACCAGAUGGCAGUGGGGGAAUCGGCCUGGCCCCGAGCCCUGUGCAAGGCUUGGCUCCCCCUGCCUGCUCUCUGAAGGGAUCGACCCUGGAGAGCAGAGAAGAUGAUAGCACCAUGAACGGUGACCGGAGCGACUGCGGGCGGAAGGUGCGUGUGGAGAGUGGUUAUUUCUCCCUGGAGAAGACCAAGCAAGACCUAAAGCCGGAAGAGCAGCAGCUGCCGACCCCGCCGUCGCCUCCCAGCCCCGGCACCCCGAACAACAGGUACAGUGACCCCAACUCGCCCUCCCAGGAGCACAGCUGCCCCUUUCCUUCCCCAGGUGCCCAGCCAGGCGGCCGAAUGGUUUACAGCUUCUCUCUCAACUCGCUGGACUUGCAAGCGCACGAGGACCCCGUUGGCAGAGUCGGGGCCAGGCAAGCGGAGGGACCGGGCCGCCCCCUCUCCUUUAGAGCCAGCCGGCAGUAUGCCACCCUGGCUGACGUCCCCAAAGCCGUCCGGAUCAGUCACCGGGACGCCUUCCAAGUGGAGCGCCGGCGGCUGGAGCGCCGAGUCCGGGCCCGCAGCCCCGGGCGGGAAGAAGUGGCCCGCCUCUUCGGCAGCGAAAGGAGGCGCUCCCAGGUAAUUGAGAAAUUCGAGGCAUUAGAUAUCGAGAAUGCAGAGCACAUGGAGACCAACACCUCCACCGUUCCCUCCCUUUCUAGUGAGACCCGGCAGGGGAGGAGUGAGAAGAGGAUUUUCCCCAGGAAACGGGACUUUGCUGCUGAGACAGCAGCAGGCUCCAUCCUGGAUGUGUCGACUUCUCCUUUGUCCCCUCACCGUAGAGCGAAGUCACUGGACAGAAGGUCAACGGAGUCUUCCAUGACGCCUGACCUGCUAAACUUCAAGAAAGGAUGGCUGACCAAACAAUAUGAGGAUGGGCAGUGGAAGAAACACUGGUUUGUGUUGACUGAUCAAAGCCUGCGGUACUACCGGGACUCUGUGGCAGAGGAGGCUGCUGAUUUGGACGGGGAGAUUGACUUGUCGACGUGCUUCGACGUUACGGAAUAUCCUGUCCAGAGGAACUAUGGCUUCCAGAUUCACACGAAAGAAGGAGAGUUCACCCUCUCUGCCAUGACUUCUGGGAUUCGCCGAAACUGGAUCCAGACCAUCAUGAAGCAUGUUCGCCCCACCACAGCUCCAGAUGUGACCAGGAAAAGCUUCUCUCUGAAACUAUCCGUGCUGAAGCCCAGUUCCUUGCCAGAGGAGAAGAGCAAAACCAGCUCCUCUUUUGAGGCCUGUCCCAAACCAAGUGAAAAGCAGGACUCCGAGCAAGCAGAGAUUGACCCCGAGUACAAGCGCAGCCGUGCCCGGGAGCGCAGGAGAGAAGGCCGCUCCAAAACGUUUGACUGGGCUGAGUUCCGGCCCAUCCAGCAAGCCCUGGCGCAAGAGCGAGCAAACCUGGCCGAGACGUCCAAGGACAGCGCUGUUCCUUUCCCCAAGGAGCCUGGCACCCCCGAUGCAGACCCUGGGGAGCUGGAGCGGGAGCGGGCCCGGCGGAGAGAGGAGAGGCGCAAGCGCUUUGAGAGCCUGGAUGCCCCUGACGGGGGAGGCCCGGAGGAUUUCUCCAGGAUGGAGGUGGACAGGCUCCCGGGUUUGCCCAUCACUUCGGAAACCAAGCCCCAGAGCGUCCAUGUGGAGAUAGAGCAGCGGUGGCACCAGGUCGAGACGACCCCUCUGCGAGAGGAGAAGCAAGUCCCCAUCGCCCCCUUGCACCUCGCCCCCUCGGAGGACAGCGGCGAGACAGUCCACAAGCAGCACCUCACCACGCUCCUGGAGAAAGAGCUGGAGCAGAGCCAGAAAGCCGCCUCGGAGCUGCUGGAGCAGAACCGUGCCCUGCAGGACCAGCUGAAAGUAGCCUUGGGCCGGGAGCAGAGCGCGCGAGAAGGCUACGUCCUGCAGACUGAGGUGGCCACAUCCUCCUCGGGGGCCUGGCAGAGGCUCCAUAAAGUCAACCAAGACCUCCAGAGCGAGCUGGAAGCUCAGUGUCAGCGCCAGGAGCUGAUCAAUCAGCAGAUCCAGUCACUUAAGCGUAGCUAUGGGGAAGCAAAGGAUGUGAUCCGGCAUCACGAAGCAGAGAUCCAGAGCCUGCAAGCAAGGCUCAGCAAUGCCGCCGCAGAGCUCUCCAUCAAAGAGCAAACUCUGGCCAAGCUGAAAAGUGACUUGAAGGCUGAGAAGGAGAAAGCUGAAGAGCAGAUGGAGGAGUGGCAGCACAGUGAAACAGCGCUGAGCUCCCAGCUGAAAGCCAGUGAGCAGAAGCUCAAGAACGCAGAAGCGCUCCUGCUGGAGAAGACCCAAGAGCUGAGGGAUUUGGAAACACAGCAAGCCUUGCAAAGAGACUAUCAGAAAGAAGUGCAGCGGCUGCAGGAGCGGAUUGCUGACCUGAGCCAGCAGCUGAGUGCCAGUGAGCAGUCUCGGAUGCUGAUGGAAGAGAAGCUGCAGAGGAAUUACGAGGCCUUGCUCGAGAGCUGUGAGAAGGAGAAGCAAGUUUUGAUCCAGAGCCUGAAGGAAGUGGAGGAUAAGGUCAGCGAGUACGAGGACCAGCUUCAGGAUAAUGAGCAGCAGAUGGAAAUCCUACAGAAGGAGAAACUGACUGCAACGUUUGAAGGCAGUGAAAUCGUACACCAGCUGGAAGAGCAACUAGAGAUGAAGGAAGCCAGCAUCCAGAAGCUCGCUGAGCACAUCAAGAGUCUUGAGGAGGAACGGGAUCAGAUUAAAUGCAGGUUCCAAGAGCUGAUGAACCAAGUUGCCGAGUCAGAUAAUGAGGUUGCCAAGCUGCAAGCCAAGUUGAAAAUGGAGGAGAACAACUAUCGCACUCUAGAGCAUUCGUGCGGGGAGAUGUCAGGCCAGUUUCAGAAUUUGCAGAAGAUUCUGAGAGAGAAGGAGGAAGAGUUGAGAGUGGUGAGGGAAACCCACCUGAAAGUGGUUGGGAAGAAGGGUCAGGACUUUGGUGAACCUUUGUUUAAAAUGGCUGCUGUGAGUAGCAUAGAGGAAGCAGAAGAAAAUCAACAGUCCAAAGAUGGCAUGUUGAAAAUAUUGGCUGAUGAGACUUUGGCACCAUGUGUUGCAAAAGACACACACAAUUUGUGUGCUGCACUGAAAGUUGAUAAUGGUCAAGUUGUAGAACCAGGACAACAUCUGCAGGUUCAAGGAAGACAUCCAGUUUUGGAUUGCAUGCUCACUGGUGAUGAUAAUAAUGAUGAAGGCCUCCAUAGCAGUCAGAGGCAGAUAUGUGAACACACAGUGAACAUAGAUGACUGUAGAUCUCUGUCAAAGUCUGUAGACCUUCAAGAGAGGGAGACUUGUCUGAAGGACUUGGCAAAACCUGAUGUAGAAAUUCCAGGAGCCAAAAGGCAACGGAUACGUUUCUCCAAUAUUCAGUGUCAAAAAUAUGUUCACCCUGAUGGAUCAGAGAAGACAUGGACCAGCAGCACUUCUUCAGAUACCAGCCAAGAUAGGUCACUUUCUGAAGAGAGCAUGUCUUCAGAACCAGCUCCUUGUUACCCAGCUUCAGGUGAUUCCGAGACUUAUCUCUCUAUCAUCCAUUCUCUAGAAACUAAACUUUAUAUCACGGAAGAAAAGCUGAAAGAUGUCACCAUGAAACUUGAAAGCCAACAGGGCCAUAAUCAAGACACCCUCAUAGCACUUCAUAACCAGUGGACUGGCACGGAAGCCCAGCUUAGGGAGCAGCUUCAGAAUAGUCUGACUCAAGUCGGCUUGCUGGUUUCACAGCUGGAAAGUGAGAAGCAAGAAAAACUCAAGUUAAUAGCAAAUCACACCCUCGAGCUGGGAGGAUUCCAGGGGAGAAAUGAACAAGCCUUAACAUGCCUAAUGCAGUGCAGAGAACAGCUUAGAACUUUGCCCGGAUCCGACAGGGAAAGAGAGAGAGAGAGACUUGGGGAUGCCCUGUCUAGUAUGAAAACAAUCUUAUCUAAUGCAAUUCAGGGCUUACAAAGGACACUUGCUUUGCCUGAUCACCAGCCAAGAGAGAGGCUUACAGCCCAAACUUUGCAUGCAGAAAGCAACUUGAUGGAGGAGGAAGGGGAGGGGGAGAAAUCUGCCCUCCAACAGCAGCAAGUAGAAUUGUCUGAACAAGACCAUUUAAGGUUGCUUUCCAGAAGGGUGGCUUUUGAAGCCUGCUUGAUCAACCAGAUAGCAGACUCUUUGAGGGACACAACAUCCAAGGUUUCGGUGGUUCUCAGAGAGAUUCAUGGCACAGUGGAUGCAGUCUUGGUAGAGCCUUCAAAUAUUUCACAGAUGGCAGUGGCUUUGGCUGAUGUCUUAUCUAAAAAGCUAGUGUUAGAAGAUGAGUUUUGGAGCCAGGUAGAGGAGUUAAGAAAGCACUUGGGUGACAAGGAAGAAAAUGGGGGGAGGAAAACGGAGGCUGUGAGUUCCGUUGUCCCACAGUGCCUCAUUCACACUGCUGCAGACACCACUCUAAUUAAAGCAGAGCUUGGUUUUGUUGCCCAGAAAAUGAGGGAAUCCUUUCAUCAGAGGUUAAAAGCCGUAGAAGAAGAGCUCCACAACACCAGAACAGCCCUUCAGCAACACAAAUGCAUGUUGGAGGAAAUCAUUAACGCGUACAGGACUUCUGAAUUUGACAGUGUUAUGCAGCAAAUUUCCAAAGCCCUUGAAAUCCAGGAGGGUGCUUCAGAGAAGGCGUCAAUGGCAUGGGAUGCAAGCCUUGGUGACCGCAUGUCGGAAGACCACAGCUUGCAGGAUCUUAGCAGCCAAGCUCUCGCUGCUGUCCUGGAGGACCUUGCACAGCACCUCAAAGACAGAGCCAAUGUCCUGAAAGAGAUAUCGGUGGCUUUGCUGUCUCUAUCUCCGGAGGAGGCCCUCAGAGAUUGCCAUAAGCUCCUAAAGAUUUCGCAUAAUUCUCCUUAUGAGGCAUGUGUGGGGGAUCUGGAACGCUAUUCUUCUCUGCUAGUUCAAGAUGCAAUUAUCCAGGCUCAGGUUUGCUAUGGGGCCUACAGAGCGCGGUUGGAAUACAUAAAGGAGGCGAGGCUGUACAAGGAGUCACUACCCAACAUGGAUGCUCUGUGUCAGGAGCGUAUAAAGGCGGUUACUGCCCUCAGGGAAGAGUAUGAAGAAUUGCUCCGAAAGCAGCAGAGUGAAUAUGCCGAGAUGAUUGUUGUCCUUGAGAAGGAGAACGCAGACCUUAAAGCCAAAGUGGCUCAGCUUGACAAUCAGCGGAAAUUCCUGGAAGAGGAGCAGCAUGAGCAGAGCAAGAAGAUGUCAGAGCUUCAGGACAGAUACGAAGACGAGAUCAGAAAUGUGGUUGAGCAGUUAAAUAGUACAGAGGACACACUGAAGGCUAAGCAAACUGAAGGGCUCCAUCAACUAGAUGCUCUUCUCCAGGAUAAGCAGAACUUGGAAAAGUACCAUGAUGAGCAAAUUCAGAUGCUAGAGAACACAUUCCAAGUCAAGAUGAAAGAAUUGCAAGUCCUCCACAACGAGGAACUGCUGGUUUUGCAGGAGCGCUACAACCAGAACCUGCAGCAUUUGCAAGUCUCUUUGGAUGAGUACCAAAAGCAGCACACAGAAACCCUGCCCAUCAUGGCAUCUGAAACUGGUGCGGGGGAAGAAUGUGCUGCAGAUCAGCUCAACAGGGGGAUGCAAGUCUCAGAGAGUGAGAAAAACACCAUGCAUGGAUUAAGAGAGCGCGUUCAAGAGCUGGAGGCCCAGAUGGAUGUCAUGAGAGAUGAGCUGGAGAACAAGCACCUAGAGGGAAAUGCAUCCACCCUAAGGGAGAAAUACCAGAAAGACUUUGAGAAUCUUAAGGCAACUUGUGAACGAGGGUUUGCAGCCAUGGAAGAGACUCAUCAGAAGAAGAUUGAGGACUUGCAAAGGCAACAUCAGCGGGAACUGGAGAAGCUGAGGGAAGAGAAAGACCGUUUGCUGGCAGAAGAGACAGCUGCCACCAUCUCAGCCAUCGAAGCCAUGAAGAACGCGCAUCGGGAAGAGCUGGAGCGGGAACUGGAAAAGACCCAGCGCUCCCAGAUUAGCAGCAUCAACUCCGACAUUGAGGCCCUCAGGAGGCAAUACUUGGAGGAGCUGCAGUCUGUCCAACGUGAACUCGAGGUCCUCUCAGAGCAGUAUUCACAGAAGUGCUUGGAAAAUGCUCACCUGGCCCAGGCCCUGGAGGCAGAGAGGCAGGCCCUCCGCCAGUGCCAGCGAGAGAAUCAAGAGCUCAAUGCUCAUAAUCAGGAGCUGAAUAAUCGCCUCGCUGCAGAGAUCACACGGCUGCGGACACUGCUGACCGGGGAGGGAGGGGUAGAGACUGCUGGCUCGCCUCUUACCCAAGGCAAGGACGCCUAUGAGUUGGAGGUCCUGCUGAGAGUCAAGGAAUCGGAAAUCCAGUACUUGAAGCAGGAGAUCAGCUCCUUGAAGGAUGAAUUACAGACAGCAUUGAGGGAGAAGAAAUACGCCAGUGACAAGUAUAAAGACAUCUACACAGAGCUCAGCAUUGUGAAGGCCAAGGCGGACUGUGACCUCAGCAGGCUGAAAGAACAGCUCAAGGCAGCCACCGAAGCCCUUGGUGGGAAAUCCCCAGAAAACACCACAGUGUCCGGAUAUGGUCAGUCCCCUCAACUGGCUCGGUUAUUAAAUGGAAGCAGUGCCAAGUCUCGUGUGUCAGUGGAGGCUCUUUGCGGGGACUCUUAUGAUAUUAUGAAAUCCAAAAGCAACCCUGAUUUCUUGAAGAAAGACAGGACCAGUGUUGGCCGACAACUAAGAAAUAUCAGAUCAAAGUCCGUUAUUGAGCAGGUCUCAUGGGAUAACUGAAAUGCACCAGGUUCCAGGGUCCCUGUCAUAUAGAGUCUGAAGGAAGGCCUGACUGUGCAGGAGCGCCUCAAGCUCUUUGAAUCCAAGGACUUGAAGAAAGACUAGUUCUCUCCUUCCUGUUCAGCUUGACCACGCGCACCUCCUCGCUUGAAGCAUCACGGCACAAGCACCCUUUUGAUUUUUUGCCCCUUAGGAUCCUUGCUGCUGCUGCUUUCUUUAUGUUUUUUAUGGAUGCUCAAGAAGCAGAGACUCAAAACUGCCAGCAGUCCUUCUGUUACUUUCAGAUGGACUCCUCCGUUCCUUGCCCUAAAUCAUAGCCUUGAUAAGAAAGCAGGGAGAGAUGGGAGGUUUGUCUUCUUUUUGGCUCUCCACACAGAAGUCCUUCCUACUGUAUAUCCCUUACACUACGUGUCAGUAUUAAGGCUCCACAGCCUCUUGAUAAGCUAGCUCUGUUUUACCAAAUGCUUUGGUAUAGCAACAGGGCCCUUGUAGGAAAAACAGAGGUAGGGGAAACACACUGUGCUCAGCUCUGCCACUAUUGAAACCCAACACUCGGGGGCAUGCUUUGAGCCAAGCUUUGCACCUCUGAAAUAGAGCAUGCUCUCUUCAGCUCUGUUCUUUGCUCGGCAAGUCUCCUUAUUCAGUUUCUACCCAAACUGCAGUACCAACAAAUCAUGGGCAUGUUGUUCAGGCAGGGGUGGGAGAGGGAGGCAGUUUGGAGCAGCUCUGAUUAUAUCUUGGGUAGUCCAGCUGGGUGGUCAAAUUUGGGAUCUGUUCUGCUUAGAACCCUCCUGAAAAAAACGUUUAUUAGGUUGUGUUGCAAACAAUUACAAACAUUGAAGUGUAACAGACCCCCUAAAAUUAAAAAAUACAAGCAAGUUCAAGGUUCUGGGAGAAAGGUGCUCCUAGGAUCACCAGCAACCCUUGCCCCUGCGGUCAUGCCAGAUGCUGCACCCUUUAUUUGUGUCAGUGAGAUUUAUCUGCUUGUGCCUAUGUACUGCAGCAUGGUUCAGAUAUUUUUCCUGUCUGGUUUGCUGUGAACCUAUAAAUCUUGUUUUAUUCCUUACUCUGGCCCACAGGAUGCAUUUGGGCCAGCAGGUUCCAAGCAGUAGGAAGAGUACAGAAGUGUAAAUAGCCAGGUGCUUUGCAAAGCAACAAGGCUGUUGGCAUGCAGAUGAGCCAGAGAUGUCUGGGACAGCACAGGUUAUCAGUGUCCCAAGUAAAGGUAGAAAUGGGGACUUGCCUGUGGACUUGAUUUAACAGAUUUUUAAUACCAGUGAGGAAAAACAAACACUGUCCUUAUGUGCAUGCAAGCUGGUAGCAUCUAUGUGCUGCUUGGAGUGAAGAAGGAAUUUUCAAGAACAGGGAAAUGGCAGGUCAUAAAAUAAGCCUACGAAAAGGUGUUUUUGAAAAACAGCAGACCAGAUGUUGAUGAGUACAGGUUGUGCAGGAGCCCUUCUGGGUUUGAUUCUAUAUAUUGUACUUGAAGGAUGAAGGCAAGGAGUUCCUGAUUGGAUCUGUUGGCCUUUCUCUGUCAAAAGCUGUACAUAAAGGAGACUUUCAACAAGGCAUGUACAUCUCUUUACAAAAGCAGGUGUGUACUGCUCUUUAAUCAACAUGUAGCUUCAGUGCAACAGUGAAAUAUUGACAGCUAAUUCUGGCUUCAUACUUCGUGGGCAUGGACUGUUAAAAGCAGCUUUUAUCACUUUGAGUAAUGCGUACUCCACUUUCUGUAGUUUUCAGGUUACUUGAGGUGAGAUUCUACUCUGCAGACCCUUAAGACUAAACAAAAAUGAGCAGACACACGAGGUUUUGCCAUUGGCUAGCGAUAUCUAGCUAGCAUCUCUCCUUGCAGCUUCAUCCUGUCUUGUAAUGCUUUACCAGGCAUGCAGUUUCACAGUGAUGAAAUUUAGCUGUUUCCAAAUGAAAACUCCUUUAGAACAGAAGUAUCUAUGAUGCAUGAUGUGUACAUUUUUCAUGCUCUUGACUAUCUUUGUUCAUAGGCCACAGUACUUGGGGACCUUGGCUGCUGUUAAUGGCUACACAACAGGGUCGUUACAGUUUUGCUGUAAUGUAAUCUUCCUUCAAAAACUGCUGCUGUCCUUCAAUGGAGUGGUCUUAAUGGCAGAACUUCAUCUGUGUACUUUUUUGCAUGCUUGGCAAUUUAUUUUUAAGUCAGGAAUGAAAUUAAGAAAGGAUGCUGGCAGUUUUUCUCUCCCCUCAGGUUGUAGAAACUGAACAAAAGACAGAUUGGAGUAACUAGCAUCUCUUAUCACCACAUGGUCUGGCUGAAGAAGGUGAAGGUGAUGUAGCACCCUCCCCUCUCCUCAGCUUUGAGCAGGAUUCUAACUGGUCUGAAGGAACUUCCUUCUCCAUGUUGUUGACCUAUAACUAUAGAGAAAUUUGCCAGAAGAAUAAUACCUUACAAAGUGUUCCAAAUAGAUUUGGUGUUGAUUAAUAUACUUUCAGUUGUCUCACCUCUUAAGGUGCUGCUCUCCAAAGCAAGUUGAUAUUCUGGAAGUUUUAUUUCUUGAAUGACUCAAGAGAACAUCAUGUGAAUAAAUAGGCAUAUCUGUUGUAAGCUGCUGUGUCUCACAUAGCCUACACUACAAAAAAGAAGCAGAAUGUGCAGUCUAGUUAAACACAAAUGGAUGUACAGUAUAAAUACACCUGCAUAAUAGCUUCCUAAAUCUUGUCUGUUGCCAAUCAUUUCUUCCUCCCUCCCCCCCCCCCUUUUUGGAACAGUAAUCGGGUAAUGCAAUUUGUUUUUCUUUGUCCUCUUAAGAAAUGAAAAAGGAGGAUUGCUUGUUGCUGAUGUGCAAAAUCCAAGCAGGCUGUUUUUCCUGUGGCAGAGGCUGCCUGCAAGUAGCCCUAUGCAUUGUAAAAAAAAAAAAGUCAUUUUUUGUAACUACAGUAUACUUGAUUAGAAUCCCACUGGACUUUUGCAUUUUGAUGGUUCAUAUGCAGUACUUAGUUUGUUGUGAACACUUCAAGCACACACACACUCAGUGUAGCUUAUCUUUCCUUUGUAAUUUUUUCCUUUUUAAAAAAAAAAAGCUUUGUUAUUCUCUUUAAAAAUAAUAAUUUAAAACCUGUAUAGUAUUCAAAGCACGCAAUGUAAAUAUUUAUUACUCAAAAACUAGUGGAGGGUUGGGGGUGGGUGACCGGAUUUUUUUUUUUUUAAUCUUGGUCUAAUCCAUAUGUCUUUUUGACUUGGAGAAGGAAACAAAAGUAACCUGAUAAAGAGUGGGUUUAUGUCCCCCCUACAGAAUGUUUGUUGGCUUGUUUGAAUGUUACAAAUAUUUUUAGAUUCCUGAUACCUCUUUAGUUUUCAAAGUGCUGUCCCAAGAACAUGUACAGUGUUUCAAAAUCCACUGAUCUUUCAUCCCCCCACAGCUGCAGUCCAAUCUUACAGCUGACAACAGCAUAAACUCCACUGGCGUGUGCAGAUUUCCUAUACAUAUGUAGUAGGGGUGGUGCUAGCGGCUACUCCCACUAAGCACAUACAAAGAUAUUCUUGCAUGGUAACUUAACAUUGUUGCAGAAUGAACUAGGUUUCUAUAAGGGAACAGAGUAGAACUUGAGUCCUGCAACCACUGCUCCUCCUGAAUUACCUAGUGUGGUGAUGUAAGAGUAUGGCAAAAUAUGGUUAAUUUAGGAUGACUGUUCAGCUUACCGUUACACAAUUUCAGUACGAUGUAGUUUCAAUAGAGUUGCAGUGCUGACUUCAUCACUAGAAUCUGAAGUUUAUUAGAAGUAGGUGGGAGUCCAUUACUGCAUAGCUUAGGGAACAGUUGUGUGGCAGAAAAACAUGUUGCUUUUGCCAAUCAUGUUCAGCAGUCUCAGGCCAUACCUGAAAGUUCACUAGAGGGUACAUGAAACUCUGUGGGGGAGUGGGGUGGCAACAGAAGCAAAUGAGUGUCAACAGUGCUAAUCCAUCUGGACAGUAGAGGAACAGAUUCUAAUCUAGUUUAAAAUACUAGAUUAUGUCCAUCUUUACAAAGAGCCUGAGCACAAAUGCACAUCCUGUUUUGGAAUGGCAAGAACAAAUGUGGCUGAGGAUGAGCUAGCACAGUACACACAUGGUAUCACUACUGGAGUACUCCUCAUGCCCAGUCAUUACCUACCUACACUACGAGCCUGUUUGUCUGAACAAGCAGGCAGGAUUAGGACUACUUCAAGCUUAUCCCAACUGAUUGCAUCAUUCAGUGGCCAUUUGGGAAUCCCAGCACAAGGAGAAUGUACAAUGCCUGAGGCCUGCAAGGCAGAAGUUUUCUUUUUGUGAAGAAUGUGUUUGAGCCUCCUCCCGAGUGUGAAAAGUAUCUUUCUCUUAUUUUCAUGCUUUUUAAAGAGCUAGUUUCCUCUUCAGCUGUUCACUGUAAUAGAAGUGUCACUUAUGUCACAGUAUUUAUUCCUUACAAACCUUGUGUGACAUGCUAGGGUUCCCAUGGAUGUAGCUGAUGAUUUUUAUUUUGUAAAUAUUACUUAACUAUACAUAAAACUAUAUCGUAAUAAACUAUUUUUGCACCACC